AUAAAGGUGCCACAAUCUGCGGCUGUUUGGGUUUGCGGUGGAAAAGGAGGGACCGCGGUGCGGUGGAAUUGAAGUAGCAGGCAGGGAGGUGGCGGCACAGCAGUCGAGGGCAGGGCGGCACAGGGAAGGAACGCUGCCUUGGAGCACGGCGUGCGUACCGAAGGGACGCGCUGAUUGACAGUCGGAGGCACGGAGCGCCCCGCGCGGCACACAAGCGGAGCACGCUAAUCUCCCUCGUACCCGGCUUGUCAAAGGCAUCUCUGAGAAAUACCAGCCAGAUCAGCCUGGCGCAAAGAAAGGACGCUCUAUCCGUCCCCCGGGCUCGGUAUUUGGAGACUUCUGUUCAGUCAUAACUGGUCACAGUCCGGACUAACCUGGGUGUCCAAGUGUCCAGGAACCGGGAGUGGGUGGACAGAAAGGUCAGACUGCACUUCUCAGUCCAAGGAAGAUUUUGUCUGUUCCUUUUUAUGGAGUUAAAGGACUGCGACUUGCUUUCUGGAUCAUUUUUUGGGUUCAUUUUUUGUUUUUGUUAAAUCCAACAUAAUUGUGAGGCGUGUGUUAGUCAAGUUACAAACCCUGGACCCGGCCAACACUCCUCUUCAUUCUUUUUAAUUGGAAUAACGGCAAGAUAAUCGGGAGACUUUCGAGGAGGGGGGGGGAUUUUGGUGCGUAAUUUGUGCGGUGUUUGCGGUUACUGAGCCCACAUAAGUAGUUGUGCCUCCCUUCAUUUUUGACGUUAAAGAGCCCAUUUCCCCCCCCCCCCUCCAUGGAGUAGGCUAAAUCACAGGUAAAGACUUCGAAAGAGCGGGCUUAUUAUCUGUCGCCUGGAACACACAGGCGGAUCGGAUGCGCAGAUUCUCCGUAGUAUGGUAAAUGACCAAUGGGGAAUCAUGAACAGCUCUUCUGAACUCGAAGAUGGGACUCGGCAUAAAAACCAGACAUUCUGUGAGUGUGUGCCCAGCUCCUCCCAGCUCAAACAUCGCUGGUCAGACUCAGAAACUGCCAGGGAGACUCCUGCCAAGAGGAUGAGCUGCAGCUACCUGCUUUGCACUAUCCUGCUCUUCGUGGCCGUAUUGUUGGCUGUCACUGUAACCGGCACCAUCCUUUUUAUGAAUCACUACCAGGCCCCACCCAUGUCUGACGGCCUACCCCACAUCUCCACCAAUCAGGAUGAAGCCAAUGCCCUGGUCACCGUUGAGAGAGGCGAUGGCUCUCGCAUCAACAUCUUCAUCGACCCCAACUGUCCCGACUACAACAGUAACUUUUUGCGCCUGGAGGGUGUGCAGACGUCCCUGCUCCACUCACUUACCGACCACGACUCUGACCUGAAGUCAGUGAAAGGCCAGGAUCGGGCUCUUCUUGUCAGUCUGGCUGAGGAGGUGGCCAAGCUGUCAGCCCAUGCGGGGCAACUGAAAAUGGACUAUGAAUCCUUACGCAGGGGCCAGGGCAGCCUGGGCCAAGACCUCAACACGCUGCAGACGGAGCAGGGACGCCUCAUACAGCUGCUGUCAGACAGUCAGAUCAACAUGGUGAAGGUGGUGAACUCAGUGAGUGAUGCUCUUAACGCCAUGCAGAAGGAGAACGUGGGCCUGAAGGCGCGCGUCAAGGCCGACUUGCAGAGGGCACCGGUCAGAGGGGCCCGCUUCAAGGGCUGCGCCAACGGCUCGCGUCCCCGUGACUGCGGUGAUCUGUACGCCAGUGGUCAGAGAGAGGACGGCAUCUACUCAGUGUUUCCUGUUCACUACCCUGCAGGCUUCCAGGUCUACUGCGACAUGACCACAGACGGAGGAGGCUGGACGGUGAUCCAGCGCAGGGAGGACGGCUCGGUCAACUUCUUCAGAGCAUGGGAGUCCUAUCGCGAGGGAUUCGGCAAGAUCACUGGUGAACACUGGCUCGGGCUGAAGCAGAUCCAUGCCCUGUCCAUCCAGGGGAACUAUGAGCUGCGUAUCGACUUGGAGGACUUUGAAAAUAGCACCGCUUAUGCCCAGUAUGGAACCUUUGGAGUUGGCCUCUUCUCAGUAGACGCUGAUGAUGAUGGAUAUCCUUUGACUGUGGGAGACUACUCUGGCAAUGCAGGUGACUCUCUGCUGAAGCACAACGGGAUGAAGUUCACCACCAAAGACCGGGACAACGACCACUCGGAGAACAACUGCGCCUCCUUCUACCAUGGUGCCUGGUGGUACCGCAACUGUCACACCGCCAACCUUAACGGGCAGUACCUGCGCGGCCAGCACACCUCCUAUGCCGAUGGCAUCGAGUGGUCCUCCUGGACUGGCUGGCAGUACUCCCUCAAGUUCUCCGAGAUGAAAAUACGGCCUACCCGCGACCCGGAGAACAAAUGAGAAAGACAAAAGGAAGAAGGAGAUAAAAAAAAAUGUUCAAACAUUACAAACCACAAUUUCUGACAGCUAGGCGGAGUUACUUGUCUCUAUCGUUUAUUCACUAAAACAUACCUCUUUGAGUUUAGUUGCCUCUGUUGUUUGCCUCCCAAUGUCUCACUCCCUUUUUUUGCUCCUCUUCCUCCAUCACUCAGCUACUGGUGUCAUGCUGGCUACCAUUAUCCUUACCCCAGGUCCAUUUGUUGAAAAAAAAAAUAACAUAAGCAUCAUGCAUAUUUUUUUUUGAUCAUUCAGUUCAUGAAAGCAGCAUACCAGAGCUGCGAAGCCACAGUCCACUGCGCUAGCUUUACUCAGUCUGACGUGGUGGUCCAAGCAUCGCCUGUAACGCCUGUAACUCUGACCUCCCAUCUGUGCUGCCAUGGCACUUCAACUGUGGUUCAGUCUCACUGCCCAUUGCUGUAUAAUCUGUGAACGGAGAGGGCUGCUCCAAAUGUAGUAGAAAGGAAGUCCAGAGUUUCACCAGUGAGAAGGGACAGCGCAGUGGUACACUACGUCACAUUUACAUCCUUGAUCUGUGUGAGCACGACCCAGCAGGGUAGUGGCAAGAAGUGCGGGGUCUCAGAUAAUUAGUGGGAGACAGAGACGGCGAGAACAAGGAAAAAAUCUGACAAGAGUUGAAUUAGUCUAAGGAAAGGGGGGGGGCAGAGUGAAUCAAAGGGGAGUGAGGCAGUGGAAGAAGACGAGGUGCAAAAAGGAUAAAAAAAGAUAAAUGAGAAAAAGAAAGAGACAACGGAGGAUCUCAUUCAUCUGACUUGGGCCAUUAGGAAGCAUAUUGGGCACUUUGUCUGAUCCGCCUGCCAGCUGAGCACUGGCCAACUGAUGCAGCAUUCACAGAUGGUAACCCAGCACUUUAUAUGUGUGUGUGUGUGUGUGUGUGUGUGUGUGUGUGUGUGUGUGUGUGUGUGUGUGUGUGUUGCAAGUGUGUGCGUGUGUCUUCGACAAGAGAGAGACAGACAGAGUUCUCUAACAUUAUCAAUUUCCUGUCAUGAGUUCAGUGGAGCGUCUCGACUGACUACAAUGUUUAGCACCAACAGACUAAACGUGAUGCAUGGCUGGCAUACCUUCACUCUCCAUUUAGGUACUGUAGUUACCAUGAAAUAACAAAGACUGUAAAGUACGUACGUGUAUUAGGAAGGGCAAGACUUUGGCAACAAUUUGAAGGAGACCAAUGGGAUCACAGAAUGAAAGAGGAAAGAAAUAUUGCGCCAUUGUUCCCUCAUUUUCUUGGACCUGUCGAGGAAACAACCCCCCAUUCUCACC
Molecule: messenger RNA, 3659 nt
Organism: Anarrhichthys ocellatus (wolf-eel)
Lineage: Eukaryota; Metazoa; Chordata; Actinopteri; Perciformes; Anarhichadidae
Gene: fibcd1b
Product: fibrinogen C domain containing 1b
Exons: 8
Coding region: 867-2342 (491 amino acids)
Source: RefSeq, a predicted model, not a curated record